Messenger RNA from Lycium barbarum (goji berry), 411 nucleotides. RefSeq lists its product as uncharacterized. Lineage: Eukaryota; Viridiplantae; Streptophyta; Magnoliopsida; Solanales; Solanaceae. The record is from RefSeq and is a predicted model, not a curated record. Bases 1 to 411 code for a protein of 136 amino acids. The transcript has a single exon.
AUGAUAUGGUAUCACAACUUGCCCGAGCAUUCGAUUGAUUCAUUUUCCAUGCUCGCGGACGCUUUUGUCAAAGCUCACGCCGGAGCCAUCAAGGUCGAAACCCGGAAAUCGGACUUGUUCAACGUUAAGCAGCGAGAUGACGAAACCCUCCGUGAGUUUGUGGCAUGGUUUCAAAUGGAACGCAUGGACUUACCUCCGGUCACUGAUGAUUGGGCCAUUCAGGCUGUCACUCAAGGGCUCAACUCAAGAAGCUUGAUCACAUCUAUAAAGCUAAAGCAAAAUCUGAUAGAGUACCCGGUAAUCGCCUGGGCAGAUGUACACAACAGGUAUCAAUCAAAGAUCAGGAUCGAAGAUGAUAAGAUUCUGAGAGCCGCCUCAGUAUCAUGGCAUUCCGGUAAAGGGAAUGAUUAA